Messenger RNA from Linum tenue, 2271 nucleotides. The record is from the annotation of a GenBank genome assembly. NCBI's taxonomy places the organism in Eukaryota, Viridiplantae, Streptophyta, Magnoliopsida, Malpighiales, Linaceae.
AUGGCUUCCAUAACUCUCUAUGUUCUUCUUCUUAUCAACUUCCUCUCCAUCCUCUGUUGUGCAACAGCACACACAGAGACAGAGCCUCAUCCUCAACACAAAACAUACAUUGUCCAGCUAGACAGUGAUCUCCAAAAACCAUCACCUUUCCCCACUCAUGAACUCUGGCACUUAUCACUUGUGCAAUCCUUAGCCGAUCCCAUAACCGACCAAGAGCUGUUCCUCUACAGCUACACCCAUGUUCUGCAUGGGUUUAGCUGUAGAUUGACGGAAGCUCAGCUCUCCGAGAUAGAGACGUGGCCAGCCCACGUUGCCACUUAUCCGGUGACAUUCGGCGGGAAGCUUCUCACUACCCACACUACAGACUUCUUGGGGCUGCGACAUGAUUCCGGGCUGUGGCCGAAUUCCUCCUACGGUGAAGGGGUCAUCAUAGGGUUUGUUGACACGGGGAUCUGGCCAUCAAGUGAGAGCUUCCACGAUCGAGGCAUGCCAGCUGUUCCCGAAAGGUGGAAGGGGCAAUGCGAAGAGAAUUACGACUUUAACUCCUCUUCGUACUGCAACCGAAAGCUGAUCGGGUCUCGGUUCUUCCUAAAAGGUUCCCACAGUUCGGGAGGCAUCUUGAAAGUAAGCCAUGGGAGUCAUGUAUCGUCGACGGCUGCGGGCAACUUUGUCCUCGGCGUCAGUUAUGCCGGUUAUGCCAAAGGCACGGCCAGAGGAGUUGCUCCUCGUGCCCACAUAGCAAUGUACCAAGUGGACCCGGAUUCAGAUGCCCUUCCUGCGGAAGUGCUGGCGGCAAUUGACAAAGCAAUUGCAGAAGGGGUUGACAUCAUCUCCUUGUCCAUCGGCUUCGAGGGUUUAUCUUAUGAUCAAGAUCCGGUCGCAAUCGGCGCCCUUUCUGCUGCCGAGAAGGGCAUUUUCGUGGCUGCCGCCGCCGGCAACAAACCAGAAGCGUCCCAUCUCAUCAACGGACCGCCGUGGAUCACAACAGUCGGAGCCGGGACCAUGGAUCGAGGUCUUACAGCCAGUAUGACUCUGUCCAACGGAGUGGGAAUCAAGGGAUAUUCUUACUUUCCCCUAGACAUCUCUACCGUCGAACUUCCCUUGUACUACCGAAAGGGGAAAUCUGGAUGUGAAGCUACCUCGCUGAACCGCUCACAAGUUGCAGGCAAGAUGAUACUCUGUGACAACUCCUUCAAGGAAGAAAUCUCACUUGAGUUGGUUCCAGCUCUUAAUCGAUUGGGGGCUUUUGGAGCAGUCUUGAUCACUGAUCGGCCCGCCGAUUUGUUAGAGCCAGAGGAUUGUUCGAUUCCCUUGAUAGCUAUAUCUCAGAGCUCAGGGGAUUCGGUACGGAAAUUUGCAAUCGACACCCCAGGAGCCAAAGUAGAGAGUCUGCGCUUUCAGUCGACAGACAUUGGGGUCAAACCAGCUCCCCAAGUGGCGGGCUUCUCCUGCAGAGGGCCGGACCAAUUUCACCCGGGGAUACUGAAACCGGACAUUUUGGCUCCCGGCGUUGAAAUCCUGGCGGCCUUCUCCCGCAAGCUGCCAUACAUGUCUCUCGGGGGAUACAGUCUGAUGACCAAUUACGGCAUUCUCUCCGGCACAUCGAUGGCGGCCCCACACAUUGCUGGCGUUGCAGCUCUUCUGAAAUCCGCCCACCCUGAAUGGAGCCCAGCUGCAAUUAGAUCGGCCAUGAUGACGACGGCUUACGCGGUCGACAACACGGGCCAGAGUCUGACGGAGCAGUUCACGGGGAUUCCAAUGUCGCCGAUCGAUUUCGGAGCCGGACACAUCGAUCCAAACAGGGCCAUGGAUCCAGGGCUGAUAUACGAUAUCCAGGUCCAGGAUUACAUCGAUUUCCUGUGCGGGCAGAACCUGACGAGAAAGCAAAUCGACUUCAUCUUGCAGGGGCGCGGGUGGCACUGCAGCAAGAGAAUUGAGGUGGAAGAGCUCAACUAUCCUUCUCUCACCGCCGUGUUCAAGUCCAAGAGCAGAGCCGUGGAGUUCAGCAGGACCCUGACCAACGUGGGGGGCGACGGGCGGUCGGUUUACAGAGUGUCGGUGGAGAAUGCCCCGCCGGCGAUGAGAAUCGAGGUGGUGCCGGAGACUCUGGUGUUUCGUCACAGGAAUGAGACCAACAAGUUCCAUGUCCACCUGGAGGUUGAAGAAGGAUCCCCCGCGGUGUUGUACUGUUUCCUGCGAUGGAGUGAUGGAGACGGCCAUGUGGUUUCCAGCCCCAUCGUUGCCCUCACUCUCGACGAUCACGGCCAGUGA